Messenger RNA from Rubroshorea leprosula, 641 nucleotides. NCBI's taxonomy places the organism in Eukaryota, Viridiplantae, Streptophyta, Magnoliopsida, Malvales, Dipterocarpaceae. The record is from the annotation of a GenBank genome assembly.
UUAUCGCACUCUCAUUUUGUCCACAAAUUAACACCUAGAGGCUGCUAAGGGUGGGUGUGGUUGUCAUGGGUGAUAUAGUGUUAACUAGAGUUCUGCCUGGUGGUUCUAUAAACACUGGUGUUCUUAGUGUCUCAAAUCGGUUUGAUGUCGCACGCAUGCCGCCAAUUGAAGAGGGACAUAAUUCAGCAGUGCUGAUGGCAAGAGAUGCUCGUCAAGAAGGCGUCAUCCAUCGUUUCAACUUCAGAAGGAGGGCGGAUGGAACCAAGCAAACUCUAACUGGUAUGAAGCCAUUCUUUGAACGUCAUGAAUUGCAAGCUGGGGAUCAAAUUAUGAUCUCUCUUGUGCAAGAAGAACUGAGGUUAUUUGGAAGCGUCAUUCACCGCCGCCCAGUUUAUUCAAUUGAUUUUGAGAGGGAGCCGUAGUCUAAAUAGGUAUAUUUAGAUUGGAAUGGUUUUUUUCUUUAUUAAUAUAUUUUUAUGUACGGAGUCUUAUUUUACCAUUUGAUCUAUUUUAAACUAUUGUAAAAAUAGCUCUUGGAUAGGAGACAAACCAUCCAAGAGCCUGGAGUGCAUUAAAUAUUUCUGCGGAAUAAGCUACUUAGAUAGAAACCAUUCCCUCGCUCCAUGUGGAUACAGAAUAUU